GGAGCUCCUUACCAGGCUGGGCUGUAACCUGAAGCAAAGGGGGGAGGGAGAGAUAGAGAGAGGGUGGAAACGAGGGAGGGGGAAGAGACAAAGUCAGAGAGUGAGGGAAGGAAAGAGAGAGGGAGGGAGAAAGAGAAAGCAACAAAGGGAGAGAGAAAGAGAAAGAGUGUGAUGUCAAACCAGCUGAGCUCAGAAAGUAAACAGAGCUCCAGACUGCAGCAUGCUUUCUGCGGUACGGGGACUGCAGCUGGGGGAAAGCCAUGGGGGGACCCCUACGCUCCCUCACACAGGCACCCACCACUCCCCCGGGACCCGUGGAUCUUCCCUCUUCAUCACUCUCCUCAUCCUCAUCUCCAUGUACCAGGGGCUAGCAUGGCCCUACGACUACAGGUACCUAUAUAACCAGUGUCCGGGCCCAGAGUGGAACGUCAUGUGUCGGGGCUGCUGUGAGUACGACGUGAUCCGCUGUAAGUGUCCCCUCCAAGGCACCCCCGUUGGCUACGCUGUGCCUUGCUGCCGCAACGCCCUCAACGAGUGUGACCCCUGCAUCAUCCACCCAGGUUGCAGCAUAUUUGAGAACUGUAAGCGGUGUAACAAUGGGACGUGGGGGCCCAGAGAUGAUUUCUUCGUCAAGGGGAAGUACUGUGCUGAGUGUCGACCCGGCUGGUCAGGCGGUGACUGCUUGAAGUGUGGAGGAGUGAUACGUAAACGUCAGGGCCACAUAGUCCUGGAGAGUUACCCCACCAACGCUCAUUGUGAGUGGACUGUUCAGGUGGACCGAGCAUUCACCAUCGAUUUCAGGUUUAUGAUGCUGAGCCUGGAGUUUGACCAUUCCUGUCGCUACGACUACAUCGAGGUGCGUGAUGGUGAUAGUAUCAACUCUCGUGUGAUUGGUCGGUUCUGUGGGAACAACAGGCCUGCUCGAAUCCAGAGCUCUGGCAACUCCCUACACGUCCUGUUUGUAGCCGAUGGCUAUAAGAACUUUGACGGCUUCUUCGCCACCUUCCAAGAAAGCUCAGCAUGCAGCUCCUCCCCCUGUCUCCAUGAUGGAACCUGUAUCCUGGACACGUCGCAGUCCUACCACUGUGGCUGUCUGGCUGGCUACACUGGACAGCGGUGUGAGAAUGUUGUAGGGUGCAGGAGGCCCCCAGUACCUGUCCAUGGCUCCACAGAGGGGAUAUUCCAUCACUCAGGGGCGCGAGUCACAUUCCGCUGUGACCCUGGGUUCGAGCUGAGGGGGAUCCGCACCGCCAUCUGCCUCCAGGAUGGUACCUGGAGCACCCCUGCCCCCCAGUGUGUGCCUAUGGUGAAAUUAUGUGCCAUCCCAGCCAAGCCUGUCCAUGGAGACCACUUCCUAGUGUAUGGGCCCAAUGAUGUCAUCAUAGCCCUGCAGUACCUGUGCUACCGACCCUACAAGCUGAGCGGGACGCACCAGAGGACCUGUUUGCCCAACAACACCUGGAGCGGAACACCCCCCACAUGUGGUAAAGUGAAUAAUACACUUGCUGACCCAGGCAAAGACAAAGGAAAUGACAAAGCAAGAGAUACAGAAAAGGACAAAGAAAAGGAUGCAGAAAAAGAGAAAGACACUGACAAAGACAUUGAAAAACCCAAAGACAAAGAGAAAGACUAUAAUACAGGUAUCAAAGAGGACGUGGCUGGUAAAGAUCCAGACGCAGGCCUGAGGAACACAACAGUGGCUGGUAAAGAUCCAGACGCAGGCCUGAGGAACACAACAGUGGAUGGUAAAGAUCCAGACGCAGGCCUGAGGAACACAACAGUGGCUGGUAAAGAUCCAGACGCAGGCCUGAGGAACACAACAGUGGCUGGUAAAGAUCCAGACGCAGGCCUGAGGAACACAACAGUGGCUGGUAAAGAUCCAGACGCAGGCCUGAGGAACACAACAGUGGCUGGUAAAGAUCCAGACGCAGGCCUGAGGAACACAACAGUGGAUGGUAAAGAUCCAGACGCAGGCCUGAGGAACACAACAGUGGAUGGUAAAGAUCCAGACGCAGGCCUGAGGAACACAACAGUGGAUGGUAAAGAUCCAGACGCAGGCCUGAGGAACACAACAGUGGAUGGUAAAAAAGAUGGUCAAGACAAAAACAUAGACAUUACUCUGGUUAACAUCCCAGGACGAAACGAGGAUAAAACAAGUGACAAAGAAAAAGAAACUGGGCUCGAUAAACCUGGAGGUACCAAGGAUAAAGUGGACAGUAAAGAAACGGAUGACAUUGUAAACACAGUGGAGGGAGAGAGAGAAAAUGACGUGGGGAAAACCAUCGCAGACAUAGAUGGCAGUCCAGAUACUGGGGGAGACACAGACGUGAUACGGGAGAUAGGAAAGACAACAGAGAUCCCUGAGAUAGUGGUGGUGGUGGUGGAAGAUAAAGGACAGGAGGAAGAGAAGAAGAAAGAGGAUCCAGUAGAUAAAAGCAUUGAUCCAAACAUAGUUGAUCCUAAUGACUUAAAACCUAGGGGAGACACAUUUGCCAUAGAUUACACUGAGUUAAAACCUAGGGGAGACACAUUUGUCAUAGAUUACACUGAGUUAAAACCAAGGGGAGACACAUUUGCUGUAGAGUACACUGUUACGGAUGUGUUUGGCACCAAUGACAUAGAGCAGGGUAUGAAUACAACAAUGUCUAAUGACAUUGUGAAGAUUUUUAUUCCAACUGGAAACAACACACAGUUCACCCCAUAUUCAUCAGGAGGUCAGGAAACUGAGAGGGUGGGGGAAAAGCCACACAAAGAUAUAGGAGCAACUAAAGAUAUAGGCUCAACUAAAAAUACAAUGGAAAGUACAAGCAGACCUGAAGAGGGAAAUACUGGAAAAGAUUCUGACAAAAAAACUGAUGAUGAGUCUGAUGAUGAGAAGAGAGAAAACCAAAGCAUCAGUGAAGAGAGCUGUCCCCCUCUCCCACAGCUCUACCAUGGGUACCAGCAGGUAGUGCCAGGGCUGGUGCCAGAGACAGUGGAUUUCUUUUGUAAUCACUCCUACGCUCUGAGUGGUGACGCCAGACGCACCUGCCAGCCUGGCGGAACCUGGGGGGGCACUCAACCCCUUUGUGUGAGAGCCUGCAGAGAGUCCAAGGUCUCAGAGCUGGUCAGACAAAGAGUUCUGCCUCCACAAGCUCCAUCCAGGAAGACCCCUGUGCAUAAGCUCUACUCAUCCUCUGGGUUUGUGAAGAUGUUCCAGUCUGUCGGCCCCACCAAAGUUCCCCCAAUGCUAUCCCAGCUGCCCCAGGGGUUCCACCACCUCCACACUCACAUAGCGUACGAGUGUGCCUCUCCCUUUUACCAGCACUCAGGCAGUGCACGCCGCACCUGCCUCAAGACUGGCAAGUGGAGCGGGCGUCAUGUCUCCUGUUCACCAGUGUGUGGGAAGCACCCCACCUUUGACCCCCAGAGCCCGGCAGAGUCCCACUGGCCCUGGCUAGCCGCCAUCUACCAACGCCCCACCAACGGAGCAAGGACCAAGCUGGACAAGAAGGCUAGCCUUGCGGGGUCACUAAAGAAGGGGACUGGAGCUGAAUUCGGUGCUGGGGUUGGAUCCCAGGGGCAGGAUGAGGCCUCAGGCUGGCAGCUGGUGUGUAGCGGGGCCCUGGUGAACCAGCGGAGUGUGGUGUUGGCAGCCCACUGUGUGACUGAGCUGGGGAAGCUUUACCCUCUGGAUGCAGCCACGGUCAAGGUGGUGAUGGGAAAACAUUACCGCAGUGACCUCCGGGAGACCAAGGGCCUGCAGCAUCUCAGGGUGGCCUCCAUCUCUAUCCACCCCAACUACGACCCCCUGGUUCUUGACUCAGACCUGGCAGUGAUCAAGCUCCUGGACAAGGCUCGUAUCGGGGAGAAGGUCCUGCCCCUCUGCCUACCUGACAUCCAGGGGGGAGAGGUGACCUCCAGAGAAGGGUUGGUGACGGGCUGGGCCCCCCUGCCAGAUCCCCGGAUCGGGGAAGAGGAGCAGGCCAGGGUGGGUGUGCAGCACCUGGCCGACGUGGUGCCCUGCGAGCAGCAGUAUGCCCGUAAAGGGGUGCCCGUGAGCGUCACGGACAACAUGCUCUGUGGCCGCCAGCGACCCGACUACAGCCCAUCUAACAUCUGUCCCGCAGACACAGGGGGUAUCCUGAUCCUUCCUGCCCAGACAGGCUUCCCCCAGGACCCCUCGCUUGCCUCUCCAGAGGGGCGGGACACAUCCAAAGGGAAGUGGCGGCUGCUGGGGUUGGUAAGUUUCGGGUAUGACCAGGGAGAGUGUGACCCAGACCUGUUUACAGUGUACACACAUGUGGCCAACUUCAAAGACUGGAUAGAGAGCCAUAUGAAGUGACAUCACCAGGAUGUGACUCGCCCUGUAUCUCUUUUUCCUCCCUCUCUUCAACCAACAACUCCCUCUUUUGCUUCAUCAUUAUUCCCCCUCUAACUUUUAUUUGCCAACAUCUUUCUCCAUUCUCCCUCCUCCCAUCUACCUGCUUCUUGUCAUACCCAAGCAGGGAGUGUGAUCACAAAAGAGCAGAGUAACACUGGACUGUACAGUGCUCUGAGCUGACUUUAGGGGGCCCUAACACAAACGGAUCAGAUAGAGCUGCCCUCCACUCAGUACAGUACUUCAGUGUUCAGGUUUUACCUUAAAUUUGGUCUUAGACUUGAAAACGAAAACCAGUUCCCUGGGAAAAGCUGGUUUUCAUUGUAUUCUUUGAUAUGUAUAUAUAAUGAAAUGAAUUAUUAUUAUGGCUCUGCACGUGGUUCAAGGGAUGUACAUAUUGUAUAGAAGGACAUAAAUGUAAUGUUGUUUUUAAUUAAAGAUAUGUGGUUGUGUGUAAAGAAA
Oncorhynchus kisutch (coho salmon) is the source of this 4822-nucleotide messenger RNA. RefSeq names its product inactive serine protease PAMR1. Gene Ontology annotation, biological process: proteolysis. Gene Ontology annotation, molecular function: serine-type endopeptidase activity. Bases 221 to 4324 code for a protein of 1367 amino acids. Lineage: Eukaryota; Metazoa; Chordata; Actinopteri; Salmoniformes; Salmonidae. The record is from RefSeq and is a predicted model, not a curated record. The transcript has 14 exons.